GCCAGUAUUUCACAGACAGGCAGGGAGAGAGGCAGUCAACUUGACCUUCACCGCAGCAGUUGUAGACCCUAUCAGAUUUAUCAAGGAAGGGACUAAUACAUACUCCCUCACACCAGACACGCACAUACAAACACACUAGUGGGGAGACCAGGGCAGAGACCAGACACACACACUCACUCACCUGCAGUCCAGGAAGCGGACACACACACUCAAACUCACCCACCCACCUGGACUAUAUUCUUUACGCUCCAGCUCUACUGGUUCACCCCUUUCCUGACUCGACUGAAGGAACAACAGCACACCCUCCGGCCCUGUCUCCAGCUGCAGUGAUGGGAGCAUAUAGAAGAGUUUGGAGGUUGGGGGGCUGCGUCGGGGCGGUGUUGGCCUGGAUCGGGGCACUGUUCCUGGGUACCAGCUUGGCCCAGCCUCCCGCUGACUCCUGUCCUACGGGAGUCACUCCCUCGAACCUGAGCCAGCCCCAGUACCAGUCAGUCCCAGGAGCAGACACAGGCUUCAUGUCCGGGGUGGUCCAGUCCUUCCUCCACACCGUCCAGCCCAACCCCUUCCCCAAAGAUUUGCUGGUUAAUUUAUUGGAGGGAAAUGGCAAUGUAUACAAUGACGACAAGACCAUUAAAGAGGUCCUUCUCUAUGAAGUUGGUUUCCUAGUGUGUGCGGCUAUAGGGAUCGUAUACAUUAUCCUGAUGCCCCUGGUUGGGUUCUGCCUGGCCUGCUGUCGCUGCUGUGGACACUGUGGAGGACACAUGUACCAGAAGCAGACUAAAGCUGUCCACUGUCACAGGAGAGGAUUCUACUGGGCGACGCUACUCACCACGCUAGUCAUACUCUCAGGGAACAUCUGCAUGUUCUUCAGCAACCAGUUUCUGAACGGGAGUGUCGAGGACAGCUCUGUAGAACUCAACAAUACACUUGACAACCUCCAAACCUACCUCACAGCUGUCCCACAGCAAAUUGAUAGUGUGCUGAUGGAGAGCAAUGAGACAGUGGAUGAAGUCACCCGAAGCCUCAAUAAUAUAGGUAAUCUGCUGGGCAAGGAGAUCCAGAGAAGACUAGAGGGGCCCCUGAAACCUUCCCUGCAGUCUGUCAGAGAUAUAGCCAAUGUGGUGAACAGUACCAGUGUCCUGCUGGUGAGGUUAGACUCUACUCUAACCCAGUUCCAGUCGGAUGUAUCUGUGGUCCAGGCUAAUGUUAGCUCUGUCAGAGACCGCAUCAACAGCACACUGAGAAACCCUAACUGUACCGCGUGCUCUACCCAUCAGUCAGAGCUACAGAAACUAACAUUUGCCACCACUAUCGCUGUACCCAGUCUGAGUGAGCUGCAGUCGGCUGUUAAUAACGUCACCAAGGCUGAUCUAAACUCUAAAGUGAAAGAGGGAGAAGACUUCUUUGCCAGUAUUCCCCAAAAAGUGACCAACGACACCAAGGACGUGGUACAGAAUGUGAAGCAGCAGCUUGAAGGCAUCGAGAGACAAAUCUCUGAGGUGAAGGGAAACAUCCCUGUCUCUGCCCUCAGAAACAUCUCAGACACACUGGGAGAGGCUCAGAGAUACAUCGGCAUGUACUCACAACAGUCAGAGAGGGUAGAGAUGACCAGGUGGGGUGUGUGUAUUAUCCUGAGCUGUUUAGUUCUCCUGGUUGUAGUGUGUAACCUCCUGGGUCUGUUUUUGGGUCCGGUUGGGCUGAGCCCAAAGGACGAGCCAACAGAACGAUCCAGCACCGCAGACUGUGGAGGAACCUUCCUCAUGGCGGGUGCAGGGCUAAGUUUCCUGUUUUCCUGGCUCUUCAUGCUGGUGGUGUUAGUACUGUUUAUACUGGGAGGAAAUGUCUACACGCUGAUCUGCCAGCCCUGGCGCAGUGGACAGCUACUACAGUUUGCUGACACUCCGGGCCUGAUACAUGGCUUCAAUUUAGGAAAUACACUGGGUCUGAAGAGCAACCUGACACUCACUGAAGUAUACAAUGAUUGUGAAAAGAACAGGCCUCUAUGGACAACACUCCAUCUGUAUGAUCUCAUAGACCUCAAUGCUUUGCUCAACGUGUCCAAAUACACAGAAGAGAUUCAAAAGCACUUUAAUAGUAAUGAGAUCAAACUGUCUACCAUCACCCUGCUCACCCAUGAGAUACGCAAGCAGCUACACAGCUUCUCUGACAAGGCCCUUGAUGUCGACUUCAGCUCUGUCACACAGCAGAUCAACAAUAUUUCCAGCAUUAAUCUGGAUGAAACAGCAGACAGGCUAGACCAACUUGCUUCUGUUCAAACCGGUGUUAAAUUAGAGCUGACACAGGAGGCUACAGACCUGAGAGCGAUCCAGUUCUACGUGAACACUGCCGUCAUCCCACAACUGACUCAUUUGAACUCCACCAUAGAUGCCCUCGGUGUCAUAGCGUCACAUAUCAACCGCACAGUAGGAGAUCUGUUGAGUAAAGUGGGAACAGCUCAAGACUUCCUCGACACUAACGCUUCACAGAUUGUCAAGGCCGAGAGUAGGACGUUCCUAGACUGUCAGAUGGGGUACUUCACGGCGUACGCUGACUGGGCUAAUUUCACGAUCACUCAACAGGUUGGUCUCUGUGGCCCAGUGGCAGAAGCUAUGGACUCAGCUGAGGUUAUAGUCUGCUCAAACAUGGUGCAAUCUCUGAACGCAUUCUGGUUCAGUCUGGGCUGGUGUACGAUCUUCCUGGUCCCCAGCAUCAUCUUCUCCAUCAGUCUGGCCAAGUUCUACAGGAGGAUGAAGCACAGCGAUAUCUACGACAACCACAUAGCCAUGAACAUCAUCCCCCGAGCCCAAAUCCAACCCUACUGAGCUGAGGGAAAGAGGACUGGCCAGGACUGUUACUGCCCUCAGGGACUACAACCAUGAUUCUGUCACAACUCCCUGACAGAGGAUCAUGGAACAUUUCAAACAGAACUCUGUCACCUAAAUAAGAAUUUGUUCCUAACUGACUUGCCUAGGUAAAUAAAUGUUAAAUAAAGAAAGAAAGAAAGAAACCUUCAUAGAAAUCAAAUGAUUGUCACUAACAGAACUCUGGCACCCCUACCUAAAACUACUACAUGGGAACAUUCAAAACAGGACUGAACACAAUCACAUGGUGUAUUUCAAUAAGGAAGUGGUACUCUCCCUCAUUGAUGGACUGAAAUGGAGGAGCGAUCUCACACUCACUUAAUGGACAGAGGAACUGUUUUCUGGAGACGGCAUGUGCGCCACACAUGCGCGUCAUAUUUCCAUGCUGUGUGUCAGGAAUUAAAGGCCACAUUCUCAAUGUCUGCAGUACGCACACAGACAGACAGACAGACAGACAGACAGACAGACAGACAGACAGACAGACAGACAGACAGACAGACAGACAGACAGACAGACAGACAGACAGACA
This is a messenger RNA of Salvelinus namaycush (lake trout), 3390 nucleotides long. RefSeq names its product prominin-1-A-like. The record is from RefSeq and is a predicted model, not a curated record. Lineage: Eukaryota; Metazoa; Chordata; Actinopteri; Salmoniformes; Salmonidae. Gene Ontology annotation, molecular function: cholesterol binding. The coding region runs from base 330 to 2822 and encodes 830 amino acids. The transcript is spliced from 24 exons. Gene Ontology annotation, cellular component: apical plasma membrane; microvillus; cilium.